Messenger RNA from Polyodon spathula (Mississippi paddlefish), 3088 nucleotides. RefSeq names its product thyroid hormone receptor interactor 10a (gene trip10a). The transcript is spliced from 15 exons. Gene Ontology annotation, biological process: signal transduction. The record is from RefSeq and is a predicted model, not a curated record. Bases 1 to 1779 code for a protein of 592 amino acids. Lineage: Eukaryota; Metazoa; Chordata; Actinopteri; Acipenseriformes; Polyodontidae. Gene Ontology annotation, molecular function: protein binding.
AUGUUGGGGGACCAGUAUGAGAUCAUUGAUAAGCACACGCAAUGGGGUCUGGAUCUGGUCGAGAAGUACGUCAAGUUUGUGAAGGAACGGACAGAGAUCGAGCAGACCUACGCCAGACAGCUCAGGGGUCUGGUGAAGAAGUACAGUCCGAAACGUGGCACCAAAGAAGACCAGGAAUGCAAGUUCAGUCACUCCCAGUCCUUCGUGGACAUCCUGAAUGAGAUGAACGACUAUGCCGGCCAGAGGGAGGUCGUAGCGGAGAAUAUGAUGAUGAACAUCUGCAUUGAGCUCACCAAGUACUCUCAGGAUAUCAAACAGGAGCGCAAGAUGUUUCUUUUGGAAGGAAAGAAAGCCCAGCAUCAUUUGGAGUGCAGUUUUAAACAGCUGGAAAGCAGCAAGCGCAAGUUUGAGCGAGAGUGGAGAGAAGCAGAGAAGGCCGUCCUGAAUGCAGAGAGGCUUGACCAGGACAUCAAUGCAACAAAGGCAGACGUGGAGAAGGCAAAACAGCAAGCCCACCUGCGGACUCACGUUGCAGAAGAAUGCAAGAACGAAUACGCAGCGCAGCUCCAGAAAUACAACAAGGAUCAGAACUCCUUCUACUUCACCGACAUGCCUCAGAUUUACAAUAAGCUGCAGGACAUGGACGAGCGCCGUGUGAAGAAGCUCAGGGAGGGGUAUCGCACCUUUGCCGAGACGGAGCGGCGCGUCAUGCCAAUCAUCGGGAAGUGCCUGGAUGGCAUCACCAAGGCUGCCGACAACGCCAACGAGAAGAAAGAUUCCCUGAUAUUGAUUGAGCUGCACAAGUCCGGGUUCCAGCGGCCGGAGGACGUGGAGUUCGAGGAUUACAGCCAGGCCAUCAACCGGGCGACCUCCGAGAGCAGCCUGGGUACCCCCAAAGCCCCCUCGGACCUGCGCCUCGUCAGCAGGAACAAGUCCAAGCUGUGGCCAUUCAGCAAGAACAAAAAGCUCCCUGCCCCUCCUCUGUUGCCCCUCACCCCUCACUCCUUGGCCGCUAACGGACCCCCGUCCCCCAAGUUCAGCCGGGAUCCGCUGUCUUACUGUCUCAACGAGAUCAAUAAGACGGUCAAACCCCGCAUCUCGUCCUUUCGCAGCCUCAAGAGAGCGACUGCGUUUACAGAGGAUUUCAGCCACCUGCCCCCAGAACAGAGGAGGAAGAAACUGCAGCAGAAGAUUGAGGAAUUAAACAAGGAGAGGCAGAAAGAAGUGGAUCAGAGAGAGGCUCUGGAUAAAAUGAAAGACGUCUAUCAGAAGAACCCCCAGAUGGGAGACCCCAACAGCCUGGAACCCCAGAUCAGCCAGACUUCCAACAACAUCGAGAGACUGCAAGCGGAGCGGCACAAAUAUGAGUCGUGGCUAGCGGACGCGGAGGGGCGUCUGGCACAUCGCAGCGAGACGAUGCCAUACACAGUUCACCGAGAGAGUGCACCAUCCCUCAACAACAACAAUGGAUCACACAGCAAGGACAGCCCUGAGUCGGCCCACUCUGACGACAGUAAUCAAGACAGCUCCUCCCAGCCCAUCUACGCGGAGUUCGAGGAUGACUUUGAGGAUGAAGACUCUGUCCUGCCUAUCGGGCAGUGCACAGCCGUCUUCCCCUUUGACGGCUCCAGUGAAGGGACCAUCUCAAUGGGGGAAGGAGAGGUCUUUAGUGUCGUUGAGGAGGACAAAGGGGACGGCUGGACCCGGGUGCGGAGAGCCAACGGGGACGAGGGCUACGUCCCCACAUCCUACGUCAAAAUUGCCCUGCACAGGAAGUGACCCGCUCGCUGACGGAUACAGCCCGGGCCCCAACAGGAAGUGAGGCCACAACCUAGCUUACACCCAGGAAGUAAACCUUUUUAAAACACUCUGAAUUCUACUGCCAAAUUUUUUUUUUUUUUUAAAUGACCAAACAGAGUUGGCUGAAGAGAAAUGUAUUAUUAGUAUCAUUUUUAAAACAAUUGCUGAGGUGGUAACAGUAAAGACAACUUCACUGUUUUUGCAGCCAAAGGAUUUAAUGAGAAGAUUCUGGAACUUUUGUUGUUUUUGGACGUGGCCACAAGGACAUUUUUAGAUUUAAAAAAAAAAAAAGAAUUCAGAAUUUCGAUUGCAACUUUUAAUAUCUAAAGCUUUUGUGUUUUCAGAGGUUGGCUUUUAAAACAAACUUGGUUGCUAAGAUGGUAGGCAGAAUAUUAGGGUGGGGGUCCUGCUGCCAAGGACAAGAGAUAUAAGGGUCUGUUUGGCGUUCAAAAGUAUUUGUCUUGAAAGGAAAGCUUGAAGCAGGUUUCCUUCAGCUGAGAGAGACGGCAGAAGUCACUUUGAGGCUGUGGUAAGCUACUGUUAACAAGGUCACAAUUAAUAGAGUCUGCUCCCUCUUCUCAGUGGUGUUGCAGCCACCCUGAAAGAGUUCAGCACCACGAAUAGAAACAUAUCUAGACAGUCACCGACGCAUUCGCUAGCGUGAAAACAAUCACGUCUGUGGGAAUUGAGGCUCGACCUGAGGAUCGACGGAGGGGAAUGUGGAAUCACGAUCCUGACAAACUGAGGGGUCUUUAAUCUCCAAUUAACCCUGUUCUCAAUUGUUUGAACCAACUAACCCUCCAUCCAGACCCUGACGGCACUAAUAAUGUUAAACUGAGCAGAGUGGCCCUCCAGGACCGUGAUUGGACACCCCUGCAUGAGACAAUCGAUCUGAACAUGAUAGCAGUACCACCGCGAAUCACCAGAGGGCGCUAAAUUGCAAAAGAAGUCCAAUCUUUAUAAUUUGUUUUUUUCUUUCAGCAAACGCAAGCGCACAUUUUUAUAUUGUUUUGAACGAAACCUGUGCUGUAAAGGGUUAAUUCUUUUUUUUUUUUUUUUAACCACGGAACUGACCAGCACUGUACAAAUGCCACUGGACAAAAUGAGGAGAGAAGACUCUUGUUUUUUUUUUAGGACUAUCGUAUUUAUAUAUAAGAAAUAAUAUAUUUUAGCUAACACUUUACCACUGUUAUCUCUUAGCUUAUUACCUGUAUAAAUAUACUUUUUUAAGAAAGAGGAGAGAGGAGACCUCUUUAAGAAAGAAAUGUGUAAUUUUAUAUUUAAUAUG